Laccaria bicolor S238N-H82 is the source of this 2064-nucleotide messenger RNA. Its product is annotated as sulfate anion transporter. Gene Ontology annotation, cellular component: membrane. Gene Ontology annotation, molecular function: sulfate transmembrane transporter activity. The record is from RefSeq and is a predicted model, not a curated record. Lineage: Eukaryota; Fungi; Basidiomycota; Agaricomycetes; Agaricales; Hydnangiaceae. Gene Ontology annotation, biological process: transmembrane transport. The transcript has 16 exons. The coding region runs from base 1 to 2064 and encodes 687 amino acids.
AUGAGUCGAACCCCCGUGAAAAAUCCUGAUCCUGGGCUCUUCAGGCCCUUUAUUUCUUCUUCAGCCGCCUCCACCAGCUCAAUGAUGGAGAUAGACGCUGUUUCGGCUCCUGUGCACAUCCAGGAAUCCAUUGGGGAGGAGGAGGAACGAAGGGCUUUGCUUGACGUUGAGCCUGGGGUGGACCAGUACGGAACGAUGGGGAGCAGUAAUGGUCAUAAGUCACAGUCAAACUCCAAUUCCAACUUUACGAAGCGAGUCAAAUACUACAUUCCAUCCCUAGCAUGGAUUCCUGAUUAUUCGUGGUCUCUCUUUGGUGGUGAUUUCCUGGCAGGGCUUACUGUAGCUUCUAUGCUUAUCCCGCAGUCCGUCAGUUACGCAACGUCACUCGCAAAGUUAAGCCCAGUUACAGGUCUAUUUUCGGCGUCAAUUCCUGGCAUUGUAUACGCAUUCCUUGGCACUUCCAGGCAACUAAACGUUGCUCCUGAAGCUGCACUUAGUUUGCUUCUAGGUCAGGCCAUCGACGAGAUUCGUCACAAAUACUCGGACUUUGCUCCACCCUCCUCUGGAAUUGAUAUUCUAGGGUUGGGAGUUUCCACCGUAAUUACACUUCAGGUUGGCCUGAUAUCGUUUUUGUUGGGUUUCUUCCGCCUAGGAUUCAUCGAUGUUGUUCUCAGUCGUGCUCUAUUGCGGGGUUUUAUCUCUGCUGUCGCAUUGGUCAUCAUGGUUGAACAACUCAUUCCGAUGUUUGGCCUGACGGCUUUAAUGCGUGCAGCCGAUCCAGAACAUACCUUUGAAAAGGUUAUGUUUCUUGUGGAGCACGCGUUUACGCAGUCCAAAUGGCUGACGACUACCAUCAGCUUCACUGCGCUUGGUUCGCUUGUUGCGCUCAGGUCAUUCAAAAGUCUGUUCAAGAAUACAUGGUGGAUAUACCGUUUGCCAGAAGUUCUGAUCGUUGUGGUCGUAUCGACGAUUCUCAGUUCUCAAUUCCGUUGGGACAAGGAUGGCGUCGAUAUUCUUGGAGCCGUUUCCAUAAGCACUGGAGAAUCCUUCAUCGAAUUUCCACUCAGUGGAUCUAAUAUAAAACUGAUGCACCGGACAACAUCUACGGCUGUCCUGAUAUCAAUCAUCGGUUUCUUGGAUAGUAUCGUCGCAGCCAAACAAAAUGCUGCUCGCUUUGGAUAUUCUAUAAGUCCUAACCGUGAGCUCGUAGCACUUGGCGCUGCAAAUUUGAUGGGGUCCUUUAUUCCUGGGACCCUACCAGCAUAUGGCUCCAUUACGCGGUCUCGUAUAAAUGGUGAUGUUGGAGGGCGCACACAGAUGGCUUCUCUUGUAUGUUCUGGUAUUGUCCUAUUGGCGACGUUUUUCCUCUUGCCUUGGCUAUACUUCCUUCCGAAAUGUGUCCUGGCUUCGAUUAUAUGUCUGGUUGUAUUCUCACUGCUCGCCGAAACACCUCAUGAUGUCAUGUACUACUGGAGGAUGGGAGCUUGGGUAGACCUUGCGCUCAUGUCGCUGACAUUCAUAUUCUCAAUAGUCUGGAACAUUGAAGUAGGUGUGGUGGUCAGUUUGAUCAUCUCCCUCUUGCUUGUUGUACAUCGUUCAUCAAAGACGCGAAUGGCAAUUUUGGGACGCAUUCCUGGGACUGACAGGUGGAAACCAAUCAGCGAGAAUCCGGAGGCUGAGGAAAGCUUGUCAGGAGUUUUGAUCGUUCGUAUUCGCGAGAAUUUGGACUUUGCUAAUACUUCUCAACUAAAAGAACGUCUUCGUCGACUCGAACUUUACGGUGCCCACAAACGUCACCCGUCUGACGAGCCACGUCGUCAAGAAGCCUCUGUGCUUGUCUUUCACAUGGCCGAUGUCGACACUUGUGACGCAUCGGCGGCUCUGAUCUUAUACGAAUUGUUGGAAGAAUACAAGAACCGGAGGGUGGAAUUAUUCAUCGCUCAUCUACGACCUGGUCCACGACGAACCUUUGAAAAAGCUGGCAUAAUUGACCUUCUGGGUCCUGAUGCCUUUCGAGAAGAUGUCGCUGAUGCGAUGACAAUCGUCGAAAACUCGACCAGAUAG